Molecule: messenger RNA, 3053 nt
Organism: Cephus cinctus (wheat stem sawfly)
Lineage: Eukaryota; Metazoa; Arthropoda; Insecta; Hymenoptera; Cephidae
Exons: 10
Coding region: 1091-2434 (447 amino acids)
Molecular function (GO): protein binding
Source: RefSeq, a predicted model, not a curated record
CGUGAUAUGUAGAGCGAGUAAAAGCGUAAAGCGACUUACUGUGAAAACUGUGACUCGGAGGUUUUUGUAUUUGUAAAUUUUUUUUUACAUUGACUUAUCGGAUCCUUUGCUCGCGUAGCGUUAAAGUCCUCAAUCGUUCACGUCCAAUGAGCACACCCGGUAGAUUUAUGUGUACACAGGUCCACACUGUUAACUUUCAAAUUAUCCAAUAGGUAAGAGACAGGAGUAACAAUCGAACGAUGUUUGACUUUGAAGAUAAAAGUGAGAGCGUUGUAUGAAGAAAAAAAAGAUGUCACGCGUAAUCGUUACUUUUACCUGAAUUCUCUUUUUUUUUGUUGAUCCAUUCAUGUAUGUACACUGAAUAAAAACACGAACAAGCCCUACGAGAAGGAACUUUAUAACUGGCAGAGUAACCGGUCGACGGAUUUUAUACGAUUCUACUUUCGAUCAGGAGGCUCUCGAUUAAAACGGUAAUUUGGCAAGUUUGCAUACGUAAACCGAUCAUGGAUAUGUUAACACGUGAAAAAAAAAAUAUUUUCACAUAAAAUUGAAAUCGGGUGUCAGAAUCUGCAAUUUUAGUCUCCAUAUUAAUUCAGGCUCGUUUCUAUUGGCGGAAAGAUGGCAACGUCUAACCUGUCAAGUUUCUCAAUCUAUUGUCUUGAAGUUGGCGGCGUAUCGUAUUGCGCGCGCCGAGUUACGCCAUGUUUCUUUUUCUCUCGAUUCACAACUUCGUGCCGCGCUUCUCGGUUCUAGUGCUUUCAAGAAAAUAUUAAGAUUUACGAAAGUGCGUGUUGACACAACUUUUCAAGACUUGAACGACAUUACUUGAGGAAGACGUAACAACGACGAAGGAAUAAAUUUACUAGGGAAUUCAGUGCGGACUAGUUCGGCCGGUCUGAAAGUUACCCAACGGCGUCCCUUACGAAUCCAUAGAAAGUCACGGGAGAGUUCUUGUCUUGGCUAACAUGUAAACAUCUAUCGCGAACUUAGUGCAGCAGAGGUGCAGUUAACGUGUGUGUCAGCCAUGCGGAAAAUUUGAUGUCGAACAGGUAAUCGGAAUAAAGCAAAGUUUUACUUGGAAUUUGGAAAAAUGGCGGAAGGUGCGGGCGAUUCGAAAACUGGAGACAAUCAAGUGUCAAAAAGUCAAAUGGAAGUGAGCGAAUGCCUAAGUAGUUGGCUCGCCUAUCUUCAGAUGCUGAACGGUCUCUGCUCAGCUGGAACAAAACUCGCUCAAUCGUUGCAGGCUCUUCUCUCGACUCACAACAGCAUCUCCCACUGUCGAUUGACAGGACAAUGUUUGGCAGGCUGGGAGGAAUUGACCAGGGUGACCAACGUGGCUAGCAAUACUGUCAAGAAUCACGUAAUGGCAGCCUUGAGAGAUCACAACAGCCGCGAGAGUAAUGGCGACAAACACGACAUUCUCUGUGACAAUCUAUUGACCUUUAUCAAUUUGCAAUAUCAAUUUUGCGUGGCGUGCUGCGAGUGUCUUGGCGGUAUGGCCGAGUGCUCUUGUUCUCAGACCGGAAACACAGAGUGUGAUAUUGCAGCGCUACAGCAAUGUUUUGAAAGACUGUACAGUCCUCCACCUACGUCAUCCAGGCAGCAAUCACAAAGUCAGCGAUCACCUUUGCCGUAUCCACUGUUUCCUCUGCAGGUUCAGAGAAGAUGGUCGGAAACGGCAGCCGCUGAGAUGUGUAGCGAAUCAUCGGAGAACACAAUGAGAAGGUGGUCCAUGCCCUGGGACUGUAGGCAUGUCACUGACUGGCCUAGGCAGGAUAUCAGAAGCAAGCUCAGAGUUCCUAUUCAGGAUCGUAGUAGAUCCAUCACUCCGGAUUCCGUGUGGAAGUCUUCAGCAAUGGCCAGUCAGGAUGGACUACAGGAAGCCAUUCAAUUGCUUAGCUGUAAACCAGGUAUUAGGCCUUCUACGCAACUGUAUCAUCCUAGUCAACAUAUACCAGGUGUUACUUUAACGACGUGCAAUUACGAAGGGAAUUACGAGGGCUCGAUCUGGCCGGAAACCCGUCGUGUUGGUUCGCCCAGGUGUUGGCCGCAUGAUUCUCACUCCAGCGAUCAUUCGGAUCAUUCCGGACAACGCGACAGCGAUCACAGCGUUCAUAGUGGAGAACACAGGGACUCGGAACAAAGUGGCGCCAGUGGCAGCGGACAUCGUGACAGCAAGGACAGCAUUCACUCUCAGAGCGAUCACAGUUGCUUUCGAGAAUCUGAUGCUGGAACCAAUGACGCAAUGCCGUCGAGGAAGAGCAGUUCCUCAACGGAUUCGGGUACUUCCGCUCACAGUCGUUCGGGUUCGGAAAGUGCAGGAGCUGGGGAAUGCGCAAGAUCACAAUUAUAUUCAAUGUGGAGUGGUGCUGAUCUACCUUUUAUCAGACUUCCGGAAACCAAUGAGAUUCAGGAUAAGCAUCAUUCGACGUAGAUUCCACAAUUAAUCUAUUCCUCAGAGGAUGAGAUUUUUUAUGAAAGACUCGUCUUGAAAGAUACUUCUCAUUUUAUUUACUUGACAUUCAAAAUGUCGAAUGCUCCUUGAGAAGCAUCUCGAAACUCGCGCGGACCAAUCCAUUUGAAUAUUUCAAUUUUACCAAAUGAAAAGAAAAAAAGAUUAGCUAUCAGUGUAAAUGAUAGUAAUUGUUGUUAAUAUACCGAAUAUAUCGGUAAUACCAUAUCGUAGUUGGAUGUUUGAUAUUUAUGAGAGUUACGUAUCGGCACGCGUUAGUAUUAUACGCAUAUUGACUAUGCAUAUUAAAGAGAGCAGGCUAGUUAUGGUUUAUAUUAUUAUCAUUAUUGAUUCUAUGGAUUUUACGUAUUUAGAAUUGUAAGCGUAAGGUGUGCGUGUGAUUGUACCGGUUUCGACAGAAGUUACGAGUCCUCGUGGAAAAUCAAUAAUCUAAAUGUUCGUACUUUUUUUUUAGUACUUUUUCAGUUUAAAACACCAUGUAAGACAAUUAAAAAGAUCGAACAAAGAGGGAGAAACACAAAACCAAAAUAAUUGUUUUGACCAAUACUCGAUAAUUUUGAAAUAUAUACAAUUUUAUUCA